This is a messenger RNA of Acanthisitta chloris (rifleman), 731 nucleotides long. It is a transcript of the gene EEF1AKMT1, whose product is annotated as N-6 adenine-specific DNA methyltransferase 2 (putative). Bases 6 to 650 code for a protein of 214 amino acids. Gene Ontology annotation, molecular function: nucleic acid binding; protein-lysine N-methyltransferase activity. The transcript is spliced from 4 exons. The record is from RefSeq and is a predicted model, not a curated record. NCBI's taxonomy places the organism in Eukaryota, Metazoa, Chordata, Aves, Passeriformes, Acanthisittidae. Gene Ontology annotation, biological process: methylation.
GGAAAAUGGAGGAUGAUGACGAUGACAUUCCCCAGCUUUCCUCCCAUACGUUGGCUGCCCUCCAGGAGUUCUAUUUGGAACAGCAGCAGAGAGAGGGCAUGAAGACCUCCCAAGGGUUUAAUCAAUAUUCCAUUGGCUCAAUAGAAGAAGACUGGCAACUGAGCCAGUUCUGGUACAGCAAUGAAACUGCAUCGUGUCUGGCUAAGGAAGCUGUUGUGGCAGCUGGAAAAGGUGGCAGGAUAGCAUGUGUUAGUGCACCGAGUGUGUACCAGAAGCUGAAAGAACUGGAUGGCAAAGAUUUCUCAGUAUGUAUACUGGAGUAUGACAGGAGGUUUUCUGUAUAUGGAGAAGAAUUUAUCUUCUAUGAUUACAACAACCCCUUGGACUUACCUGAAACUCUCCUGCCACACAGUUUUGAUAUCGUAAUAGCAGAUCCACCCUAUCUGUCUGAGGAAUGUCUUCAAAAAACUGCAGAGACCAUCAAAUAUUUAACAAAAGGAAAGAUUCUGCUCUGCACAGGUGCAAUCAUGGAGGAACAGGCAGCGAAGCAUCUUGGCGUGAAGAUAUGCAAGUUUAUUCCGAAACACUCGCGAAAUUUAGCCAACGAGUUUCGAUGUUACGUGAACUAUGCCUCGGGGCUGGACUCAUAACAUCUACAACUUUUGCAGUCAAGCUUUUUUCUGUUGUUUUACCAGUGACUCCACGUUUCUCAGUGCUGAAAUAUUCAGCUC